Aspergillus viridinutans is the source of this 630-nucleotide messenger RNA. RefSeq lists its product as uncharacterized. The transcript is spliced from 2 exons. The coding region runs from base 1 to 630 and encodes 209 amino acids. NCBI's taxonomy places the organism in Eukaryota, Fungi, Ascomycota, Eurotiomycetes, Eurotiales, Aspergillaceae. The record is from RefSeq and is a predicted model, not a curated record.
AUGCCUCCCUUCAAGGAAAAAUGCAAGCCUAAACGCAAUACCCAUUAUGUGAAUGGCAUUGGCGCUCAGACCACUGAGGCUAAGUACAUCGAACCAGAGUCAGAGAGCUUGUCCAGUCAGGGGACUGUUGUUGAGAAUGUUGACGCUGCUGCUCCUGAAAGUUGCGAUGACCUCGAGUUUCACGGUAGUACGAACGCAUUUCCGGCCGAGUCAUCCGGAAAGAUGAUGACCAUCUUCGCGUGGACAUCAUUGGUAUGCCUGGACUCCCUCGAUCUGGUGGAUGUCAUUCCAGAGCCUGACGAGAAGUCUGGACUGGUGGAGGGACUUUUCAUGCAUAAUGGCUACCUAGUACCUGUGUUCGUGCCUUCGCAAUAUGCCGAGCAGCGGAAACAUCAUGUUACACAUCGUUCCAAAGCCCGGCAGGUCGAGACACGCCUCAAGGAAACGGCUAGAGAUCGCUGCCCUCGGAUCCAACCUCCGCUGGUACCCGGCACAGGAUGUCUAUCCUUACCACCUAGUCCAACAACUACGACCACGCCCACAGAAGCGACAGAUACUGCAUACUCCAGCAAAGUGAUAAACUGUGGAAAUUUAAAGGCCUUCGCUGCCUGGGCACGAGCAUCGCCAUAA